Messenger RNA from Brachypodium distachyon (stiff brome), 3330 nucleotides. Its product is annotated as alanine--tRNA ligase, chloroplastic/mitochondrial. Gene Ontology annotation, molecular function: aminoacyl-tRNA deacylase activity; amino acid binding; nucleic acid binding. The record is from RefSeq and is a predicted model, not a curated record. The transcript has 10 exons. Gene Ontology annotation, cellular component: cytoplasm; cytosol; chloroplast. NCBI's taxonomy places the organism in Eukaryota, Viridiplantae, Streptophyta, Magnoliopsida, Poales, Poaceae. Bases 658 to 3033 code for a protein of 791 amino acids. Gene Ontology annotation, biological process: alanyl-tRNA aminoacylation; tRNA modification.
UAUCUCUGCUUGUUACCACAGAAAAGUUCUUGAUAAUUGCAUCAUUAUGCCUGAUGUGAUCUUUGGUUUCUCCAAAUGUAUUAUUAUGUUAAGUUUCAGCUAGUCUUAAACUGUUCUUAUUUUACCUCUAUGAUACUACUUGCAUCUUAACCAUUACUCUAGGAAAAAUCACUUUAACCACUUGAGUGUCACGAAGGUGCAGUUAGUCCCCUGAACUACUUCUGGUCCACUUAACCUGCUGAACUUCUUUUUGGGUACAGUUAGCCCCUGAAACUUGUAAUACCGGGUCACUUCACUCCUUGGUACCGGUUUUUUCCACCAUGACAUCACAUGGUUGCCAAGAAAUCGUCUUUUACACCCCCCCCUUCCCCCUGUAUGAGCUGAUUAGUGGGCACACCCACCAUACUGCACACCUUAAUGUAGAAACCAAUGUCAUCAUCCAUCUGUGAUGCCAGUGCCCAAACCAUGUGUUUACGUGGUGGUCGCUGUGGAAAAUACCAAGAUCUGCCUCAGAGUGUGAAAUGAUCUGGCAUUAGAAGCUCUGGGUUUUGAGUGGUAAAAAAGGUUCAGGGGGGUUACUUGGAGUCUGGAGAUCCAUGCUACUUCAGAGGAGAAAGUGGUCUUUUCCAUAAUUCUAUCACAAGUUUUGAACAUGCUAUGAGGUAUGGAUUACUGCCAGAAAGACUGUGGAUUAGUGUUUUUGAAGAUGACGAUGAGGCAUUCUCCAUUUGGCGUGAUGUGGUUGGGGUACCAGAGGAACGGAUAAAGAGGUUGGGCGAGGAUGAUAACUUUUGGACUAGUGGUGCAACUGGACCUUGUGGACCAUGUUCUGAAAUGUAUUAUGAUUUCCAUCCUGAGAGAGGAUCCUCGACUGCGGAUCUGGCUGAUGAUAGUCGGUUCAUUGAAUUCUAUAAUCUAGUCUUCAUGCAAUACAACAAGAAAGAUGAUGGAUCUCUUGAACCAUUGAAACAAAAGAACAUUGAUACAGGAAUGGGGCUUGAGCGUAUGGCUCGCAUUCUUCAAAAUGUUCCAAACAAUUAUGAGACAGAUUUGAUUUUCCCAAUUAUAAAAAAGGCAGCAAGCAUGGCGCUGGUUUCCUACUCCACAGCUGACGAUACUAUGAAGACCAAUCUUAAAAUUAUUGGGGAUCACAUGAGGGCAGUUGUUUAUCUCAUAUCAGACGGGGUCAUUCCCUCAAAUAUUGGGAGAGGAUAUGUUGUUCGAAGGCUCAUAAGAAGGGUAGUCCGGACUGGUAGAUUGGUAGGUAUGAGAGGUGAUGGCCCUGAAAAUUCUGAAAGUGCAUUUUUACCCUCACUAGCUGAGGCAGUUAUUAGCCUUAGCAGUGAGAUAGAUCCAGAUGUUGGAUCAAGGCGGAAAUCAAUUAUUGGGGAACUUCAAAGGGAAGAACUGCGGUUUGUACAGACUCUUGGAAGAGGAGAAAAGUUGUUAGAUGAACUUCUAGAUGAGGCAUUGGUAAGUGCUGGUGAUAAUGGAGAUAACCCUUGCCUGUCUGGAGAAGAUGUUUUUCUUUUAUAUGAUACAUAUGGUUUCCCCGUAGAGAUUACAGCUGAAAUUGCGGGUGAACGGGGUGUAACUGUUGAUAUGAAGGGGUUUGAUAUUGAAAUGGAAAAUCAGAGAAAACAAUCACAGGCUGCUCACAAUGUAGUCAAACUUUCUGUAGGAAAUGAGAAUGAGAUUGUCAAAAGUAUCCCUGACACUGAAUUUUUGGGAUAUGAUUCUCUUUCUGCAACUGCUGUUGUCAAAGGUCUUUUAAUUGAUGGAAACCCAGUAGAACAUGUUUCAGAAGGCUCUGAUGUGGAAAUACUAUUAGACCGAACACCGUUUUAUGCUGAAUCGGGUGGUCAAGUGGGAGAUAAUGGUUUCUUGUAUGUGUAUGAAGAGGAAGGUGGAAAACAAAAUACAGUCAUAGAGAUCAAAGAUGUCCAAAAAUCCCUGGGAAAUAUCUUUGUUCACAAAGGCACAAUUAAACAGGGAUCAGUAGAUGUUGGAAAGAAAAUUGAUGCUGCAGUUGAUGGAAAACUGAGGCAGGGAGCUAAGGCACAUCAUACUGCUACACAUCUACUACAGUCCGCUCUUAAAAGUGUCAUUGGUUCAGAAACAUCACAAGCAGGAUCUCUUGUGGCUUUUGACCGCCUCCGAUUCGACUUCAGUUUCCAUCGGCCCCUUUCAGAAAAGGAAUUAUUGGAAAUUGAAUCACUGGUGAACCAAUGGAUUAGCAAUGCAACACAUCUUGAGACAAAUGUGAUGGCUUUGCAAGAUGCAAAAAAUGCUGGUGCAACUGCAAUGUUUGGAGAAAAAUAUGGUGAACAGGUCAGAGUCGUAGAGGUCCCUGGGGUGUCAAUGGAACUGUGUGGUGGAACUCAUGUCAGCAAUACUGCUGAGAUUCGUGGAUUCAAGGUAAUCUCGGAACAGGGAAUAGCUUCUGGAAUCAGAAGGAUUGAGGCAGUUGCAGGUGAUGCAUUUGUUGAAUAUGUUUGUUCUCGUGACAACUAUAUGCGACACUUGUGCUCCACACUGAAGGUUAAAGCAGAAGAUGUCAAUAGCAGAGUAGAAACAGUUCUUGAAGAACUAAGAACAGCCAGAAAUGAAGUAUCAUCUCUACGCAACAAAAUUGCAGUGCUGAAGGCAGCAACUCUUGCAAGUAAAGCUGCAACUAUCGAGCCUCAUAAUGUCAGGAUCCUAGUCGAGAACAUGGGGGAUGUGGAUGCUGAUGGGCUGAAAAGCGCCGCGGAGCAUCUCAUAGGAACCCUGCAGGACCCUGCCGCAGUAAUCUUAGGUUCAAGUCCAGGAGAUGGUAAGGUCAGCCUGGUUGCCGCAUUCACCCCUGGGGUCGUAAAGAUGGGAGUACAAGCAGGCAAGUUUGUGGGUGGUAUAGCCAAACAUUGUGGUGGGGGUGGGGGUGGCAAACCGAAUUUUGCCCAGGCUGGUGGUCGGCAGCCGGAGAACCUACCGGAAGCCCUUGAGAAGGCUAGAGCUGAAAUUGUGGCGUCAAUUUCAUCAAAAUCCAGCUGAUCUCCUGCUCCAUAGUCCAUACGUGGUAUAGAAUCAUUUACAUACAUAGGUAAUGCACACCAUAUAUGAUUCACAAGGAUAAUGCCAUUUUCUUGGUUUGUAAUCGUUUCUUCUGGCCAUCAAAAUUUCAAGGCAAAUAUUUCUGGAUCUCUCAUUGACUCCUGCAUUCUAGUGGUGUAAUAGAACAACAAUUUUACAUAUGGACUUGUAGAGACUUGGAUCCCAUCUGGAACAAACAAUAUGGAAAAUGGAGGAAUAUGAAAACCACAAAAAAAUAUCUUGUGAUGUUUAUUGUAA